GGAGCUUAGGAGAAGCGCAUGAGUGAAACAGGUUUGUCUUGAGCUGAAAGUCCCCUCACACACAUUCAAACACACACACUCCUACGCCAGGCAGCACAGUGUGUUCUACAACAAGAAGGAUCCACGGGGACUGGAAAAGGAACUUCAAAGCCAGGAACUAGAUCUCCUCUGAGAUGCAGGGAUUAUAGAUCUUCAGAGAUGGAGCGCAGCUGAUCUGCCGCACACAUUCAGCUUCAGCAGAACCAGGAUUUAUUUCAAGGAUAGAACUUUUAAACAAGAUGCCUCUGGAGAUGCUCCAACAGCAGCCGAGGAGGACGGCUCUAGCAGGGACCCCCCCCCGCCUGAGGCCGAAAGGGCCGGUGGGGCCCGACUUCUACCGGCAGCUGAGGGCCGUGGCAGCUGAGGGGGGUCCGAGGCAGAGCGCCGUGGAGAGGCUGGAGGCCGACAAGGCCAAGUACGUGAAGAGUCAGGGGGCUCUGAGUAAACAGCAGCCUCUGGAGGAGAGGAAGGGGCCUCUGGAGGUCCUGGAGAUGAAGAAGGGGCCCCUGGAGGUGAGGAGGGGGCCUAUGGAGGUGAGGAAAGGGCCUCUUGAAAUAAAGAACGGGCCUCUUGGGCUGAGGAAGGGGCCCCUGGAGCUGAGGAAAGUGCCUCUUGAGAUGAAGAACGGGCCCCUGGAGGUGAGGAAGGGGCCUCUGGAGCUGAAGAAAGUGCCUCUGGAGGUCCUGGAGGUGAGGAAGGGGCCUCUGGAGGUGAGGAAGGGGCCCCUGAUGAGCUCUGCGGCGAUGAGGCCCACCAGGAAGACGAACACUAAGCCGGGGGGGGCGCAGCUGGACCUGCAGCACCUCAGCAACCUGAUCAGUGUCGGUGAGGGGGGGGCGCACUCUGAGGAGAGGGAGCCCGCUGAAACCGCUGACUCGACACAACAAGGUGAGUCUUUCUAUUUUAAACUUCAUCACCCUCCCUAACCCCUCUUCUCGCCCCCUCCUGCAGGCCCGCAGCAGCAGAAGGAGCGUCCGAUCCCCCCCCCUCGCCCCGACUGGUCCAGUCCGGCUAAAAUCAGAUUAAAAACAUCGGUAUCGACCCUGAUGGAGUAUCCUGGUUCUCCAAAUACUCCUGGUGCUCCUGGUGCUCCUGCAGGGACGGUGCGCAGGGUGGACGUCCUGCCUCCUGCCUGCAGACCCCCCCACUACAUGCUCCAGCCCCUGCAGCCCCUCCCUCUUCACCCCCAGUCUCCCCUCCACCCAGGCCCCUCCCACCUGCGUCUCUUCCACACCAGAACCACUCCCCGGGCCUCGCCUCUGAAACCCGUCGUGGCUGCAUAUAAACCUGUAUGUCCUGCUGGUAAAACCCCCUCCUCCUCCUCCCCCUUCCCCACCUCCCUCCCUGCCUUCCCCCCCCCCUCCCCCGCCAUCACCCUCCUCUCCUCCUCCAGCUCCAGGAAGCGCCGCUCCCUCGCCCGCUCCAAAUCGGACCUGAGUGACCGCUGCUCCAUGGAACGUUUCUUCAACCUGUGCGGCGUCGACCCGUCCGACCUGCAGCUCGCCGGCUCCUGCUCCGACAUCGUGUCCCUGGCUCGGUUCCGCAGCGUCAGCGCUCCGGGGUCCGAGUGUGCCGGUGAGGAAGAGGAGGAGGAGGAAGAGGAGGAGGCUGGGAACGCCGCAGCAAGAGUUCCUUAUGGAGUUUCUGUCAUCGAGAAGAACGCCAGAGUCAUCAAGUGGCUGUACGGACUCCGACAGGCCAAAGACACCAAGAGCACCAACCUAUAGCAUCUCAAGACUGCUUCAGUACGGAUCCAUCCAAAGGUUAUUUGUUCUUUAGUAUAUAUGUCAACAAAUUGUGCCAAAUGUGCAUUACCAGUUUCUCCAAGACUUGAAUUGAGCAAAUGGACCAAUUUGUUGCACGGGCUGCAACUCAGGAUCAUUUUCACCAUCAGUUAAUCUGUAGGUUAUUCACUAGAUUCAUAUAAUGUCCGAAAAUACAGGGGAAAUGUCCUGGGUCGUUCCUCCAAGGCUUUGACUGUGCAAAAAAGAAACGGUUAACUAAUGGUCUUUAACUGGGCUGCAACUACUUCCUUAUGAAAUAAUCUGCAGGUUAUUUUCUUCAUUAAUAUGAACGUCAGGGAAUAGUAAAAAAAAAAGUACCAGUUUGAUGCAUUCUGUGAAAUUGACUGUAAAAGGGCUGCAACCAAGGAUUCUUAUCGACCACUUAAGAAGUUGAUUAUUUCUCGAUUUAUUGUUUGAUAUGUCACAAUUUCUUCAAGCCUUUACAUGUGCCAAAUGAACAAUGUACAGCACAGUGGCAAAUGGUCUUAAAAAUAGGCCGAUAAUUAGGAAUUAUUUUCCAGUUUAAAUGAUUAAUCAAUUGGAUUAUAAAAUGUCAAAAACAUCCUAGUUUUCCAAAGUCGUGAAAUGUCUUGAUUUGUUCGUUCAAAACCCAACGAGAAAAGCAGAUCAUCUCCAUAUGUGAAAACGGCAUGUUCAGUAAUCAGUUUGACUUGUUGACUAAUUGUUGCAGCCAGUGAGAUUUAAAACCAAAGUAUAAAUGUCAUAAUGAAACUGAUAGUAAUUCAUUUCCAUUUGUUUUUUUAUUUUACAAAAAGAUGUUAUCUUUAUUUUGGAAAUGUAAGUUUGAUAGACGGCGAAAGUCUUCAAUAUUCCUUUGUUAAUUUGUCUUUUUUAAAUGCUUUUUCUUUGUGGAAGUCCCUCUGUGGUCCCGUAAAUGAACGGCAUUAAAGAUUGUACAGUGAACGCA
Messenger RNA from Trematomus bernacchii (emerald rockcod), 2751 nucleotides. Its product is annotated as protein FAM110B-like. The record is from RefSeq and is a predicted model, not a curated record. NCBI's taxonomy places the organism in Eukaryota, Metazoa, Chordata, Actinopteri, Perciformes, Nototheniidae.